Messenger RNA from Octodon degus (degu), 2784 nucleotides. It is a transcript of the gene Kdelr2, whose product is annotated as KDEL endoplasmic reticulum protein retention receptor 2. Gene Ontology annotation, molecular function: ER lumen protein retrieval receptor activity. Gene Ontology annotation, cellular component: endoplasmic reticulum; membrane; cis-Golgi network. The transcript has 5 exons. NCBI's taxonomy places the organism in Eukaryota, Metazoa, Chordata, Mammalia, Rodentia, Octodontidae. The record is from RefSeq and is a predicted model, not a curated record. Gene Ontology annotation, biological process: protein retention in ER lumen; endoplasmic reticulum to Golgi vesicle-mediated transport. The coding region runs from base 141 to 779 and encodes 212 amino acids.
GCCCCGCGCGCGACGGCAGUUCGGCCACGUCCCUCGGCCACGUCGCGCCGUUCUCGCCAUCUUCGCCGCUUCUUCUUUGGGCCACCGCUACCUGCUGAGCUGCCCAGCCCGGGGCCGCCGCGCCGACCUCCGCUUCCAUCAUGAACAUCUUCCGGCUGACGGGGGACCUGUCCCACCUGGCGGCCAUCGUCAUCCUGCUGCUAAAGAUCUGGAAGACGCGCUCGUGCGCCGGUAUUUCUGGGAAAAGCCAGCUUCUUUUUGCACUGGUCUUCACAACUCGUUACCUGGAUCUUUUUACUUCAUUUAUUUCAUUAUAUAAUACAUCUAUGAAGCUUAUCUACAUUGCCUGCUCCUAUGCCACAGUGUAUCUGAUCUACAUGAAGUUUAAGGCAACCUAUGAUGGAAAUCAUGAUACCUUCAGAGUGGAGUUUCUGGUGGUUCCUGUGGGAGGCCUCUCAUUUCUAGUCAAUCACGAUUUCUCUCCUCUUGAGAUUUUAUGGACCUUCUCCAUCUACCUUGAGUCAGUAGCCAUCCUUCCACAGCUCUUCAUGAUCAGCAAGACUGGCGAGGCUGAGACCAUCACCACCCACUACCUAUUCUUCCUGGGUCUCUACCGUGCUUUGUACCUUGUCAACUGGAUCUGGCGCUUUUACUUCGAGGGCUUCUUCGACCUCAUUGCUGUGGUGGCUGGUGUGGUCCAGACCAUCCUAUACUGUGACUUCUUCUACUUGUACAUUACAAAAGUACUCAAGGGAAAGAAGCUCAGUUUGCCCGCGUAAGUGCCAAAGACCAUCAGCAGCCUCUGUCCUUCAGGGUGCUUGGACAGAAUUCUUACCACAGCAAAGGCAUGAGAUGCUUGAUGGGAAAAUCAGAAACUUAACUCUUUUGUUGCAGAUCGUCAGCAGUGGCUCUGUAAGAACACAGAGGAAAAGAACCACAAGGUUUCUGUUUAAUGCAUCUUGCCUUAUCUUUUUUUAUUACUAUGUACAAAGAUUUUUUUACACAAAGAAACUUAAUGCUGUAUUAAUAAAUUCAGUAAGUAGCUUAAUUGGGAUAGUUCCAGAAGUGACAAUUUUGUGAGGAGUAAGUGCAAACUUAUUUUGAAAUUUCUUUGAAAUUGUUGAUUCUUUGUGUCUGCAAUGAAAUUGUACUCCUUGACAGUUGGUAGAUUAUAUAUUCUGAUAUCUAUCAAACUUGCAUUCCAUGAUAUUUAUUUUUUGCCAAAAUAUGAGUUAUAUUUGUUUGAUACCUGAGACACUAUGUUCAAUUUUUAUGUCUGUCCAAAUUCCCACCUGCCAUGGAAAUCCUGCCUUGGACAUCACAACACUACAGUAAAGGUUAGUGAAGAUGACUUGUAAAUCAUAUGGUUUUUCAAUACCAAAAUUUUAAGGUUCUGAGUGUAGAUGAGGUGUCAGCUAAGUCACUGAAGGUGCCUGUCCUCUUCCUCUGCUGAGAAGUAUCAGUUUGAGCUUGUUCCAAGGAUGCCGAAGGACUCCUGAGCAGGAGUUUCGGGCUGCUUGCCAUGUUAGUGUUUAGUGGGAGGGACUGUAAAAAUUAUUUUGGAUAGAAGACCACUCUUCUGAGGAAUGGAGCACAAAUAGUCAUCUGUGACUUUCACUUGCAAUUCCAAAAGAUGAACUACAACUACGUUCAUGCUUAGAUUCACACGGUUUCUCCAUCACUUUUGGGUGGUAAGGUGAUUUACAGUUUUUUUAAUUGGUAGCAUCAUUUAUGAUUUCUUACAUUCUCUUUUUUUAUUGACCUCUUGUAUGACUUACCUUGUGUUACCAUCCUAAAUAAACAUUUUAUUAAAUGGAAUAAAUUGGGGUUUUUUAUGAAUUAAGACUUUUAAACAUUAUGUUGGGAUGAUUUUUGUUUUUCAUUUAGGAACAAAAGCUCUAUAGGGCUACAGACAUUUAAAGUCUAUUUAUCAGUAAAAUUUUGUCUGUUUUAUGGAAAUACUAGAGCUUUUUGUCCUCAUUUUGCCAUUAUAUUGAUUUGCUCCAUUUUUUGAUUUAUGCAAAAGUAUAUGACUUUGUUUUUAUGUGAUUGACCACAACCAUGAAAGUGUUUAAACUGUUUGUACGUAUUACAAGGAGGAUGUACUAUUUCUGUUUCCUGCAUUAAAAUAUUUUGUGGAACAGGGGAGCUGGAUGAGCUACAUUUCUGUUGAGUGUGGGUCUUAACUCUUAAAAGUGGCAGUACAACUACAUAAUUUAACCUCUCAUUUCCCCCAUUUUGUUUUUCUCCUCGUGCGUGCUUCAUGUUUUUGCUUUGUGUAUCCCAGUACUUUUCAUUCCAGCAUAGUAGGCAUGGUUGAGUUUCUUUGACUUGUUUUCAUCUUCCUUGGACAGGUGAGGGAGUUUGAAGGAAGGGUGGGGAAAUCAGUCCCAGGAAGGCAAGCUGAAAAGUCAAGCAGGCUGCUUGCUGCCUGGCCUGGGGGUGGGGUGGGAGCCAGACUCAACCUGUCUUUCCUCAUGUAAAUCAGGUAGUCCCUCACUGCAGAGCACAAUGCACAGAAUAAGGAUCUAGAACCUUAGCAUGUCAGAGCCUUCUGUAGUCAUUCUAGUCAAGAAAGAAUAAAAUUGGCUAAGAGGUUAAUCAAUUUUUUUGUGGUCAGCCAGGAUGGCUUUUUGCUAAGGAGGAUGCCUGACUUGGAGUUGGGACAGGGCAGUGUCCUCACACAUAGGAAACAAAGGCCUUGCCUUUUGUGACACACCUUAUGAAGCACUGUUUCAUGGUUACUUUCACUUAAUAAAGGUUAUCAGGUAAUUAAUAUUUUCA